Molecule: messenger RNA, 798 nt
Organism: Prorocentrum cordatum
Lineage: Eukaryota; Dinophyceae; Prorocentrales; Prorocentraceae
Source: the annotation of a GenBank genome assembly
AUGCCGCUGGUGCUCGCCUGCCUGAUCGACAAAAUCGUGACGAAGGAGCGGGAGAAGGCCCUCUCCCGGAAGUUCGAGAACGCCUUCGGGCCCCUGCUCUACCGGCUGAUCUUCCACAAGUGGACGCUGGGCAGGGUGCCGGGCAGCAACUUCCUGGCCAACAUCCUGCUGAGCUGGAGCCACAGAGGCCUCUUCAAGCAGAAGCAGCUGGACGAGUGCACGAGGCCGCUCAUGCUGCUCACCGCGUACGCGCGCUCGGACGGCGUGCCCGACGGAGAGGACAAGGACCUGAGAACGGCGCCGGCUGGUACAAGAUCGUGCGGGGCCCCGAGAGGGUGGAGCUCCCCACGGAGCCGCCCACGGCGGAAGCGGUGCAGACCACCGCGACGCCGGUGGUCGGCGACGCCGGCGCCCUCGCGGAGGCGGAGCCCGAGGCACCGCCACAGCCCGUGGCCUCAGGACGCCGGGGCCACGGAUGCGCCGGGCGCGCAGCCGACGGUCGAGACGCCAGUGGCCACGGCUCAGCAGACCGUGGAGAGCCCGGCCGACGUGCCGUCGCCGCAGCAGGACGACGAGGAGGACGCGCCGACGGAGGACCUCUUCGGCAGCCCCCUGCCAGACGAGGAGGACGAGCAGCAGCCGAUGCCCCUGGCAGACCCGCAGGCGACUGCGACUUCGCAAGAUCCUGCCCUGCAGGCUACGCAGCGCUUCCCGGACCCAGCCUCGCAGGCGACGCAGGCCUACCCGGAGGCGGGCCUCGGCGAGCCCCCCGCGAAGAGGCCCCGCCAGGGCGAGUGA